UUGAGAGUAUAACAAUAUCACCGUGGAAUUUCCGUCCUCCACUAUCCAUUGUAAUCGUAAAGAUAAAGCGUAACACCCGAGGACAUCGCGUAAUCGUCAUUGCGUUAAAAAAUUUAAUCGCCAACGAUAAUAGAACAAGUAAUUUGCAUUAAUCGAGACGAUAAGCCCAAUUCCAGUAAAACACCGAUCUACGCAGUUGAAUAAUAAUUCCAAACUACAAGAGAAAUGCAGUACAAUGAGUCCGAGGGUACAGUACGGAUGUACCUCAGAGGAAGACCUGUAGUGCUGUACGUGCCAACACCUGUAGCUGACACCUAUGAUCCGCACAAGGUUAAUACACCGCCCCAAAGUAAACUAAAAUUAGAUUGGGUUUAUGGAUACAGAGGUAGAGACUGCAGGAGUAAUCUACAUCUUUUGCCAACUGGUGAAAUUGUUUAUUUCGUUGCUGCUGUUGUGGUGCUUUACAAUAUGGAGGAGCACAGUCAAAGGCACUACCUGGGGCACACCGAUGAUGUCAAAUGCAUGGCCAUUCAUCCGAAUAAGAUGGUCGUUGCCACUGGCCAAGUUGCAGGGACUGACAGGAGAGAAGCUAUGCCCCACAUACGAAUAUGGAAUGCUGUGAGUCUGGCAACCCUAACUGUGAUCGGAAGUGGUGAAUUCGACGGUUCAAUCUGCUGCUUGUCCUUCUCAAAAGCCGAUGGUGGUAGUUACCUCUGCGCAAUUGACGAGACAUCUGAUCACAAUAUCUCGAUUUGGGAUUGGCAAAAAGGAGAACGCGGUACAAAAAUCACCGAGACCAAGUGUUCAGUGGAUACGGUCGUGUGCGCUGAAUGGCAUCCUCUGGAACGCAACCAGAUAGUCUCCUGUGGCAAGGGACAUGUGUCGUUUUGGUCUCUGGACAAUGGUGGAAUGUUGUACAAGAGGAUGGGGGUAUUCGAGAGCAGGGAGAAACCGAGAUAUGUUACUUGCGUUGCGUUCAAUCAGAAUGGGGAUACACUUACGGGUGAUAGCAAUGGGAAUAUCAUCGUCUGGGCGAGAGGUACAAAUACGAUAUCACGACUAGUUCGGAAUCUCCACGAAGGAUCAAUCUUCUCCAUUUGCGUUCUUAAGAAUGGAAAUGUUGUGACUGGAGGUGGUAAAGAUGGGAGAAUCCUCUACUUUGAUGGUUCCCUGAAUUCCACUGGGGAUGGAGCGCAAAUUGAGGAUCACUUCGGUGGAAUUCGAACGGUCUCGGAGGGUAGAGGAUCCCAAUUGUUGAUUGGUACGACUAGGAAUUGCAUUCUCGUUGGGGACAUCGAGAUGGGAUUCUGUCCAGCUAUGCUAGGACACACUGAAGAAGUCUGGGGACUUGCUGCCCAUCCGACUCUUCCUCAAUUCGCUACUUCGGGUCAUGAUAGACUCCUGCAGAUGUGGGAUAGUCUCAGCCAUUCGGUUGUUUGGAGUAAAGACAUUGGGGAACAAGCCCAGAGCGUUUGCUUUUCACCUGAUGGUGGAGUUAUGGUCGUGGGAUGUGUCUCGGGGAAAUGGCUCGUGAUUGACAGCGAAUCUAGGGAAUUCUAUACUCAACAUACCGAUGGCUCUGAAGCUAUUCAGGUUGUUAGAUUCUCUCCUGAUGGAACAUUACUCGCCCUGGGCUCGAGGGACAAUCACAUUUACAUUUAUCAAGUGAAUGAGGAUGCCAGGAAGUACAGUCGCGUUGGGAGGUGCAUGGGACAUUCCAGUUUCAUCACACAUCUAGAUUGGUCUGUGGAUGGCCAGUACUUGAGGAGCAAUAGUGGGGAUUAUGAAUUAUUAUACUGGAAUGCAGGGGUUUGCAGACAAAUUCCUCAAUCAUCAACUCUUAGGGACGUCGACUGGACAACUCACACUUGUGUUAUAUCAUUCGAGACCAUCGGUAUAUGGCCAGAAGGGGCUGAUGGUACCGACGUCAAUAACUGCGCUAGGAGUGGAGAUGGAAAGCUCUUAGCGACUGGAGAUGAUUUCGGAAAAGUCAGGCUUUUCAGUCAUCCCGUUUGCCAACCGAAGUCAUUAUCACACGCCUACGGCGGCCACUCGAGUCAUGUGACCAACGUAUCAUUCCUUCAAGACGAUACACGCCUGGUAUCAGCUGGUGGUGCUGAUACCAGUGUUCUCCAAUGGAUCGUCAAUUAAAUUUUCUAAAAAUAAACACCACGACGCUAAAACAGCGAUUGAAGUAGAUAAUCAUAAGAUUGGGCAGAAGUGAACAAAAGUCCGAGAAUUUUUCAUUCACUCUUCUGGCAAAAAAUAUCAAAAACAUUGAGAGGAAUGAGAUAAAAAUUAUGAAAAUGCAACUGAAAGAUUACUAUUGCAAUGCACGAUACCGUCCAUGUGAAAGUGCGAAUUUAAAACAAUGUCAAUUUAUUUUCUACGUACUUACAUAUUCUCGUGGAUUAUCCAUUCUGCAAACCAGGUGAACAGAAUAUUCAUAUUUCCGUCACAAUUAUUUCUACGAUAUUUUGCGCAAAUUAAUAAUUAAGUAGAUUAUACUUAAGUGUGCUUUGUAUGAGAUAAUUAUUUGAUAAUAAUUUUCAUGAAGAGUGUCUUUUUUUCACGUACACAGAUGUAAAUAAUUCAAUGAUGAUAUUUUUAAUGUUAUCAUUAACUGAUUCCUACGUCAUAAUAUUAUCUAUUUUCUACAUAAUCUUGUUCUGUAUUUUUUUUUCUUUUCGGUAUUAAAGUGCUCUACCAAAGUUCAAUCGAACAGUCCACGAUAUUUUUUUUUUCUCAAACUCUAUCGCCGUGGAAGAUAACGGAAAGUAUGAGGAUACCUUUAGAUUUUUAACGUGUUUUAUUUAUCUCUGGGUUAUGACAGAUUUGAAAGAUUAAUUCAGUGAUGAAGUGGAUUUUAUGGGUUUCUACGUUAACGGGGGAUGAGGGAAGUGUAAUUAAAGUCUCGGGGUAAUCUUUAUCAGGAUAAAUUUUUAUUGCAAUUACAAAUCCAUAAAUAAUUACAGAAUAAUUGUUAAAUUUGUCUCGUCACGAUUCCCCACUUUGUCAUUGAAUUAGAAUUUGCUGUAAAGAAAUGUGUAAUAAAGAUGAAAAUGGGAAAUUGCGAGUGAAAUGAUGUAAGAAUCGUAAGGAAAUAAUGAGAUGUGAUGUAUAAGAUA
This is a messenger RNA of Fopius arisanus, 3128 nucleotides long. Its product is annotated as echinoderm microtubule-associated protein-like 2. Gene Ontology annotation, biological process: microtubule cytoskeleton organization. Bases 226 to 2151 code for a protein of 641 amino acids. The transcript is spliced from 11 exons. Lineage: Eukaryota; Metazoa; Arthropoda; Insecta; Hymenoptera; Braconidae. Gene Ontology annotation, molecular function: microtubule binding. Gene Ontology annotation, cellular component: mitotic spindle. The record is from RefSeq and is a predicted model, not a curated record.